AAAUAACAUAAUGAAAAGUACACAAGAAUUCAAAUAAGAGAUUGAAAAUUUAAUUAAAGAAUCAGUUUCUAAACAUAAUUCACCUAUGAAAGAUGAAGGUGAGAUAAAAAAAACUAAAUCAAAAAAGCAGUUCUUUUAUAAUAGAAACAAAAUUAAUAUAAAUGAAGCUUGGAAAGAAAUUGAAAAGUUAUUCGAGAAUUUCUCAAUUGAGGGGAUGGAUUCAGUUGAAAAACCAAUUUUAGAAGAAGAUUAAAAAAUUAUAGAGUAAAAAGAAUUAUAUCAAACCCCAUAACCAAAGGUUCUUUCUCCUUCAGUUUAAACUACAAAAGUUAAAAAGCCAAAAGAAGAGUAAGAGAAAGAUAAAAUUAACUCCAGUGCUACAAGAAGACUUGCAUUUAAUUUAGACUGA
Messenger RNA from Paramecium sonneborni, 409 nucleotides. Lineage: Eukaryota; Ciliophora; Oligohymenophorea; Peniculida; Parameciidae. The record is from the annotation of a GenBank genome assembly.